Megalops cyprinoides (Indo-Pacific tarpon) is the source of this 792-nucleotide messenger RNA. RefSeq names its product ALX homeobox 4b (gene alx4b). Gene Ontology annotation, molecular function: DNA-binding transcription activator activity, RNA polymerase II-specific; RNA polymerase II transcription regulatory region sequence-specific DNA binding. The record is from RefSeq and is a predicted model, not a curated record. The coding region runs from base 1 to 792 and encodes 263 amino acids. Lineage: Eukaryota; Metazoa; Chordata; Actinopteri; Elopiformes; Megalopidae. Gene Ontology annotation, biological process: regulation of transcription by RNA polymerase II. The transcript has 5 exons.
AUGAACGCCGAGACGUGCGUUUCAUACUGCGAUAUGACAUCCAUGGAUUCAUAUUAUAGUCCGUCUGCACCGCAAGGUAGGGAUCACCAGGCAAACCCUUUUAGGACAUUCCAAGCGAGUGACACCAAAUACAGCCCCACUUUCCUGACCAACAAAGGUCAGGCUUAUGGGGAAAAGCCGCGGAGCCCGUUCCAGCAGGAAUGCCAGUCAUUGGAUGCCACUUCGGCGGAAAGCACCUUUAACAAAUACCACCUCUUCAUGCAGAGAUCGUCUUGCAAAACUCCCCCUGAAGGAAGCAAACUCCACCAAGACAGUGGCCACAACGGAGCGCUCAUCUCUUGUUAUGCCGUCAUCAGUGAUUCCCCCGGAAAAUGGAGGAAGAGGGAGCGCUUCGGUCAGAUGCAGCAGGUCCGGACACACUUCUCUACGGCCUACGAGCUGCCCCUUCUGUCUCGACCUGAAAACUAUGCACAGAUCCAGAACCCCUCAUGGAUUGGGGGUAGUAGUGCAGCAUCGCCCGUCCCGGGCUGCGUGGUCCCCUGCGACACCGUCACAUCCUGCAUGACCCCCCACCCGCAUGGCGCUGGCGGGGUGUCUGACUUCCUGGGUGUGCCAAGCCCUGGGGGUCACAUGGGGCAGACGCACAUGGGAAGUCUGUUCGGGAGCCCCAGCAUGGGUGGUGGAAUCAACGGCUACGACCUCAACAUGGACCCUGACCGCAAAUCAUCCAGCAUCGCUGCCCUGCGUAUGAAGGCCAAGGAGCAUAGCGCUGCCAUUUCCUGGGCCACAUGA